AGGAGGAGUUUUAGUUCUGCUUUGCAGAGGGUGCUCUUUUGAGCAAGAAAAUCAACAACAUGGCCAUGACCUUGGGUUACUGGGACAUCAGAGGGCUGGCUCAUGCCAUCCGCCUGCUCCUGGAAUACACAGACUCACACUACGAGGAGAAGAUGUACAGCAUGGGCGAUGCUCCUGACUAUGACAGAAGCCAGUGGCUGAAUGAAAAAUUCAAGCUGGGCCUGGACUUCCCCAAUCUGCCCUACUUAAUUGACGGGGCUCACAAGCUCACCCAGAGCAACGCUAUCCUACGCUACAUCGCCCGCAAGCACAACCUGUCUGGGGAGACAGAAGAGGAGAAGAUUCGCGUGGACAUUCUGGAGAAUCAAGCCAUGGACACUGCUAACCAGCUGGCCAGGGUGUGCUACAGCCCUGACUUUGAGAAACUGAAGCCUGAGUACCUGAAAGGACUCCCUGAGACGGUGAAGCAGUACUCCCAGUUUUUGGGGAAGAGGCCUUGGUUUGUGGGAGACAAGAUCACCUAUGUGGAUUUCCUGACUUAUGAUGUCCUUGACCUGCACCGCAUCUUCGAGCCUGCGUGUCUGGAUGCGUUCCCAAACCUGAAGGACUUUAUGACCCGCUUUGAGGGCCUGCCGAAGGUCUCUGCCUAUAUGAAGUCCAGCCGCUUCCUCCCGCAUCCUGUGUACACGAAGAUCGCUGUAUGGGGCAACAAAUAGGCCCUGGAAGACCAGAGAUGGGACAAAGAGCCCUUUCUGUGGAGCUGCUGCUGGCUUUGAAUGCGUCUUCACCCCUGAGCCAGAUGGAUAUCUGCCCUCAAGUGUCCCCAGCAAGGCCACAUUAGGCCUUUCCUUCCCCAUCCCACUAAUCCUGCAGACCAUUUAAAGCUCUACACACACCACGUUUCAUUGGUGGCUUUCCAUACUGAAGGCAGCCAGACCAUCCUUCCUUCAGUGGUCUCUUUGCCUGGUGGCGUCCACCUGAGCUCCCAGCUCUGCCCUGAAGACCAGUAUUGACCUGUGUGCAGGCACUGCUUUCCCUGCGUGGAGUCCGCCCAUCCCUGACUGAGCCCCAGUAAUUGCUUAAUCACACCUGCUUUGUCUUGUCUUAUUCCCUCCGGACCUCCCGGCCUCUGCAGCUUCCAAGGGGCUGACUGGGGAGCCUGGCAGUGCCUGGGGCAGGGGCUGUGGCUGGUAGCAGGCAGCUGAGACUGUUCCUGUCUGCCCCUCGGGCAGGACUCUCUUUGGAAGGGAGGCCCCUUCCUGAGCCUUCCCUGCCCUCACUUAUAUGCAGCCGCCUUGGACUGGCUGCUGGGAACAAGGGUGGGAGCUGAACGCCAGGUGGGGCUACACCACAGGGCAGGCAGGUGGGCCUGGGAGACCCACGGAGAAGGCCUUCUUGCUUCUAGCCUUUGCAGUUGCACCAGAGACUUGGAGGACUUGUGGAGACACCUGGAGGAAACACAUGUAGAGACACUUGGAAGAGGGACACAGGGGUGAGGGGCACAUGGGGAGCCUGAUGGUGGCAGCUGUGUUUUUGAUUUGGCUUUGAUUUUGCUCCUUUAUGCCAGACUUACCUGGCUCCUUGUGCUCCGUUUCUGUGGUUCCCACCAGAAGGUGCUUUAGACUAGGCCCCACUUUGGGCCAGCCCUGUUGUCUUGACAUUUACCCACAACAGCAUGGGUAACUUGGGAUGUUUUAUUUGGAAUAUUCUUAACUCCUCUCUCUUUUUACACUAAUCUGAUUAAAGUUCUUUUACAUUAUGGUUGUCUUUUCUGCAUGGAUGGCUAGCCCUUUUAGAGCAUGCAAGUUUUGGGGUUGCUGGUUACCCCUCACUCUGCAUGUUUGCCCCCUUCACAGCAUGCACGAGCUUCUCACCUCAGGUCUCCACCUUUGUCCACUGCGACCUUAAUUCCCACUGCAGACUGAGAUGCUGAGGAAGAUUCUAGUAGCUCAGGAUUCCCUUACUGUGUUUCUAUACUUGUUAUUAAUACGGAUCUGGUAGCAAGCCAGAUACACCUGGGAGAAAUUAAUGAAAAAGGACACUAUUCCUUAUUUUUAACUUGGCAGGCUGAGCUCCCAGUGCCUGAGGGAAUCUGCAGCCCCUGGGUGAGACUGAGCACUGUCUAGAGGAAAAGGAGGGAAGAAAGUUUUGUUUUUUGUGACUCAAGCCUGU
Molecule: messenger RNA, 2172 nt
Organism: Talpa occidentalis (Iberian mole)
Lineage: Eukaryota; Metazoa; Chordata; Mammalia; Eulipotyphla; Talpidae
Product: glutathione S-transferase Mu 1
Exons: 8
Coding region: 60-716 (218 amino acids)
Biological process (GO): glutathione metabolic process
Molecular function (GO): glutathione transferase activity
Source: RefSeq, a predicted model, not a curated record